Molecule: messenger RNA, 1491 nt
Organism: Eptesicus fuscus (big brown bat)
Lineage: Eukaryota; Metazoa; Chordata; Mammalia; Chiroptera; Vespertilionidae
Gene: GABRE
Product: gamma-aminobutyric acid type A receptor subunit epsilon
Exons: 9
Coding region: 1-1491 (496 amino acids)
Biological process (GO): synaptic transmission, GABAergic; gamma-aminobutyric acid signaling pathway; nervous system process
Cellular component (GO): GABA-A receptor complex; postsynapse; dendrite membrane
Molecular function (GO): benzodiazepine receptor activity; GABA-gated chloride ion channel activity; transmitter-gated monoatomic ion channel activity involved in regulation of postsynaptic membrane potential
Source: RefSeq, a predicted model, not a curated record
AUGUUGACCAAAGUUCUCCUGAUCCUCCUGGGCUUUCCCAUAAUCCUGCCGUCUAGGAUUGAAGAAACUCAUGUUGAAUCAGAGAUGGGACCAUGUGCUCAUCAUGAUGAUGUCUAUGGCCCGAAGCCCCAGGAUCCCAAAAAGAAACUCCCCUCUGAAGAAGUAAAGCCCACUGCUAUUGAUACCAACCGUGACCUUGGAAAACUGCCAGCAGCCACUGAAAUCCUGGACAGUAUCCUGAAUAACUCUGAUUACAAACUGCGCCCUGGCAUUGGUGAGAAACCCACUGUGGUCACUGUUGAGCUCUCUGUCAACACCCUUGGUCCUAUUUCUAUCCCAGACAUGGAGUACUCCAUUGACAUCACCUUGUACCAGACCUGGUAUGAUGAACGCCUCCGUUACAAUGGCAGCUUUGAGAGCUUUGUUCUGAAUGCCAACAUGAUGAGCCAGUUAUGGAUCCCAGACACCUUUUUUAGGAAUUCUAAGGAGAUCCGUGUAUAUUCGGUCACUGUGCACAGCCAGGUGGUCCGCAUCCACAGGGAUGGCAAAGUGUUGUACACAGAUAGGAUGACCAUUGAUGCUGGAUGUUCAUUCCACAUGUUCAAAUUUCCAAUGGAUUCUCACUCUUGCCCUCUAUCUUUUUCUAGCUCUUCCUAUCCUGAGAAUGAGAUAAUGUACAAGUGGAAAGAUUUCAAGCUUGACAUCAAUGAGAAUAAUUCCUGGAAGCUCUUCCAGUUUGAUUUUACAGGAGUGAGCAAUGAGACCAAAAUUAUCUCAACUAUGGCCGGUGAUUUCAUGGUCAUCACACUUUUCUUCAAUGUAAGCAGGCGAUUUGGCUUUAAUGCUGUUCAAAACUAUGUCCCUUCUUCUAUGACCACGAUCAUGUCCUGGAUUUCCUUUUGGAUCAAGAAAGAAUCUGCUCCAGCCAGGACCUCUUUAGGCAUCACCUCUGUACUCACCAUAACCACAUUGGGCUCCUGUACCCAGAAGAAUUUCCCACGUGAAUCCUAUAUGACAGCCUUGGAUGUCUACAUUGCUAUUUGCUUCCUCUUUUGCUUGUGUGCUCUGGUGGAGUUUGCUGUGCUUAACUUCCUGAUCCACAACCACACGAAACCCCGUGCUUCUCCGAGACUUCGCUAUCCUCCUACCCGUGCCCGUGACCUUACCCCAACCCGUACCCAUGCCAAACAACAGCAGCAGGAAGAUAUUUUUAUGCAUGACUUCGAGGAAUCUGGUGAGGAGAGUGAUGAAGAAGAUGGCCCAUCUUGCCCAGCUCAGCAGUCCCUCAACCCGAGUCUCACCCAGCGCCGUCGCAGCUGCUGCAGGAUCUGCAAGUACUUGUGCGUGGUCCGCAGUUGUGAUGGCAGUUUUUGGCAGCAGGGCCGCCUCUUCAUCCACAUUUACCGCCUGGAUAACUACUCACAAGUUAUUUUCCCAGUGACCUUCAUCUUUUUCAAUGUGCUCUACUGGGUUAUUUGCUUUAACCUGUAG